CAUCGCUCCUGCACAAAAACAUCACGAGUGGCUGCUGCAGCUGCGAUGCUACACAUUACCACCAUCUAUAUAUACAGCACAUGGUAGCUACUUGUAGCGACGGACAACACUGAGCCCCCACCUUUGUGUCUGCAGCACUUUUCCACUUCACAAGUUAAAGUUGUGAAACUUUUACAUUAGUUGUAACGUGCUCACAACUUGGAAGCCAUUUUUUCGUUGUUGAAGGCUGUGAGCGAGUGUUGCAAAGGCGAGUUUGAGGACUUUUAAAAACAGCAGUACCCCUCCACCCGCAGUAGCAGGAGCAGGAGCUAGCAUGUCGACCGCCGCCGCAAAAGAAGUGAAAAGCUGCCCCAUCCCGACCAAGGUGCUCACCCUGAAGGACUGGUCCCAGCUACCCGACUGUUACAGCCAGACCCCCGGGGGAACCCUCUUCUCCACCACGCCUGGAGGUACCCGCAUCAUCUAUGACAGGAAGUUCCUGUUGGAUUGUCGAAACUCCCCUAUCGCCCGGACCCCCCCAUGCUGUCUGCCCCAGAUCCCAGGGGUAACAGUACCUGCUACACACCCCAUAGGCAAAUUGCAGGAUCUCAAAGAAGAGGUAGAGGAGGAAGAGAAAGACAUGGCAGAUGACAACCAGUUUGAGAUGGACAUCUGAGCUCCAGUACUACCUCCUGUGGAGAGUUAUUAGUUAAAACACCUCCAAGGUCAUUACUGACUGUAAUGCAUUGCAUAUUAAAGCUUUUUUUCACCUUUUUUUUAAAUAAAAAGCUUUUUGUGAGGAACCAAAAAGAAUGGAAAAGUUAAACUAUAGGAUGUUUUUGAUCCUAAAAAAAAGUAUGUUAAGCAAAGACAUGGUGUUAUGGGUUGAUUUGGUUGCUCACUCACUUCAGAGCUGCAGCAGGAUUUGAAAAAAAUCUGUUUUGAUUUAGCUUUUUUUUUAUCUUUUGUAAAUAAGAAAAUUGUACUAUGUAGCCUAUUUUUAAGUUGGGGAAUAUGAGAUGAUUACAUUACGACAUGUAGAAAUUUUUACUGCAGGCAUCAGUUAUGUUUUGUUGUAUUUCCCCAGAAAUAAGGACAGCUUACUUUCUGUGAUAGGCAAACACGCGUCUCCUAAUAACUGGGGCCGUGCCUACUGAAAAUCAGCUCUUACUGUUUUGUAUGGAAAUGUGAAUAAUUUCAAAUAAAGGCUGUUCCAACAGUCGGCAA
This is a messenger RNA of Acanthopagrus latus (yellowfin seabream), 1206 nucleotides long. It is a transcript of the gene eif4ebp3l, whose product is annotated as eukaryotic translation initiation factor 4E binding protein 3, like. The transcript has 3 exons. Gene Ontology annotation, molecular function: eukaryotic initiation factor 4E binding. Gene Ontology annotation, cellular component: cytoplasm. The record is from RefSeq and is a predicted model, not a curated record. NCBI's taxonomy places the organism in Eukaryota, Metazoa, Chordata, Actinopteri, Spariformes, Sparidae. The coding region runs from base 314 to 655 and encodes 113 amino acids. Gene Ontology annotation, biological process: negative regulation of translational initiation.